Prorocentrum cordatum is the source of this 997-nucleotide messenger RNA. Lineage: Eukaryota; Dinophyceae; Prorocentrales; Prorocentraceae. The record is from the annotation of a GenBank genome assembly.
AAGGGGCCUGCGCCUGCGAUUGCCCUGAACCACUCCGGGCUGGAGUGGAGGGGGCUCUUCGCGGACAGGGCUGAUUGGUCGAACUUUAAGCAGGCGACGCCCUGGGGAGCGCUCCCCGUGCUCGAGGUGCCCGGGGUCGGCAAGAUCGGGCACGAGGCGGCGAUCCUGAACUACCUCGCGCGCAUAUCCAAGGUGCUCGGGAACAUGUCCGCAAGGGACUACGCGACCUCCCAGCAGCUGCUCUCGGAGUCCGAGGAUAUAUACUGCGCCUUGCAGCGGGUACAGCCCACGUUCAAGGCCAAAGACAAACCCAAGGCGGCGAUGGUCGAGUUCUGGUCCAAGGACGACUCGGCGGAACACAACAGAACUCAGGGGCUCAAGGUCUAUGCCAGAUGCUAAUGCCAUUCCAGGUGCGGCCACGAGGCGGGGAGGUUCACCGCCUCCGGAGUGUCCAUGCGGGAGUGCAAGCUCUUUGCGACCCUCCACUGCCUGAAGCUCAUCAGGAAGGACGUCCUGGAGGGCUACCCGGCCCUCGCGGCGUUCUACGGCAGGCCGUUGGGAAAGAGAGACCCCGAGAUCCGGGCGCUGAAGUCUUUCCACACCAGGCGCUUUCACCGGGGUUCCGGGCCCUGGGACCAUCGCAGCUCGACCCGGCUCGAGGGGCGCCGCAGAAAGGCUGAGGGGGGGCUCUGAUCCUGACCUGUCGCGCAGCUGCAUGUCCUUUUCGCGACGUCGGCUCUCGGGGGGGGUGCCAGGUCGCCCGCGCGAGCGCGAAGAGGACCGCGCCUCCUCGCCGUCGGGCCGGAGGAGCUGCCCUGGUCCCCCGGGGCCUGGUGAGGCUCCGUCCACCCUGGGCGCUCCGCUCUCGGGGAGGUCCACACAGGAAGUCCCGGAGGCCUCCAGAGCUCAGCGGUCUCGGUACGCCCGGCUUGCAGCGCAACACGUGCCGUGCUUGAGGCGUCCAUGAGAAUACGUUGCGUGCUGGCUCAGCGUAGGG